AUGGCACCCUGGCAGGCAUCUGUCGAUAGAUUCUGUUAUCAGUAUCUGCAAUUAGAAGCGGAACCAAGCCUGCCACCUGCCGAAUUUCUCAAGUUGUCCGACGCACAGGAGGCUAUCUACGAGCGCGCCUUCGCCGACACUGUGCGAUACGCGCCGCCACCGCGCUAUCAGUUGCGCGUGCUCAAAGCCCUGGUGGCCGCCGUCGAGAAGAGUAUCGACGACUGGGAAAAGCAUGCGCUUUCUGAUAACCUCAUGUCGGCCAUGACGGAUCUCCUCGCCGCCCCGCUGCCGUCCGAGGUCGACUCGGCGCAACAAAAGUGCUACGUGACCUACGCGCUAUCGCUACUUCAGCCGCCACCGGCCGAGGAAGAAGUUGCUACCGCUGCCGGUGACCACGCGCAGCCAACCAUCACGCUGCUCGAGAGUCGUUCGCUCAUCUCGGCGGGCGGCACCACAGGCCUGCGGACGUGGGAGGCGGCGCUGCACCUGGGCCAGUAUCUCUGCGAGCGGCCGGCCCUCGUCCGCGGCCGGCGCGUGCUGGAGCUCGGCGCCGGCACGGGCUACCUGUCCAUCCUGUGCGCGCGGCACCUGGGCGCCGCGCACGUCCUCGCAUCCGACGGCUCCGACGACGUCCUCGCCAACCUCCCGGACAGCCUGUUCCUCAACGGACUACGAGAGGCCGGGGGGCAGAUCGCGCCGAUGGACCUGAAAUGGGGCCACGCGCUGCUCGGCGCCGAGGAGAGGCGGUGGAACGGCGGCCGCGGCGUCGACGUGGUGCUCGGCGCGGACAUCACGUACGACGCCAGCGUCGUUCCCGCGCUCGCGGCGACGCUGCUGGAGCUGUUGGCGCUGUACCCCCGCGCCGAGGUGUACAUCACGGCGACGCAGCGCAACCACGCGACGUUUGCGGCGUUCCUGGACGCGUGCCGGACGCACCGGCUGGCGGUGGAGGAUCUGCACUACGGCGUCGCGCCGCGGGAGCAGCAGGCGGGGCCGUUUUACAACGACACGGUGGAGAUUCGGGCGUGCAAGAUCAGUAGGGUAGCAUAA
Messenger RNA from Cordyceps fumosorosea ARSEF 2679, 1050 nucleotides. RefSeq lists its product as hypothetical. Bases 1 to 1050 code for a protein of 349 amino acids. The record is from RefSeq and is a predicted model, not a curated record. NCBI's taxonomy places the organism in Eukaryota, Fungi, Ascomycota, Sordariomycetes, Hypocreales, Cordycipitaceae. The transcript is spliced from 2 exons.